UUAACUCCGGCCCGUGUUAUUGGUGCUGCUGGACUUGUUUACCAUAUUUGGCAAGCGGCUGACAACAGCGCGUGGGAAUUGGAUGAGCGAGGCCAUCAUUCAGAGAAGUCAACCUUCUGGAGCUUUUACAAACAACGCGCAUGCUCAUGGGAUUUGUAGUCCAAAACAAACGCCUAUCGCCGGAACGCGUCGAUUUCUGGGUCAUUUCUGACCGACAAAAGCGUCAUAUUUUAAAAAUACUUUAAUUUUAUAACUUAUGCUGGUUUAAUUUAUGUUUAAAGAUGAAGAUUCUUCCUCCUUUAACCGCCACCAGACAACUACACCCAGGCCGCUGGUUGACGGCCUACAACUCCCAUCUGCGCAUGCUCUGCGUGGAUUGGCUGCGUCAUCGUGUCAAUCAGGCCCAGGUCCUUCCUCACCGCUCCUACAGUAAAUAUUUGUGUUUGCUCAACCGGCUGUAAUGGUGGACGAGUGAGGCAGAGUGCGACGGGGUCCAACAAAAGAGCAGAAGGAGGAGAAAUAAACGCCGAGCGUUGGAAAGUCCGCCUCAGAACCAGCUGCCGCCACUUCUCGGAGGAAACGGACGGGCUUCGGUCGGAAAAUGGAUGAACUCAAACAUCAAGUGAUGAUUAACCAGUUCGUCCUGACGGCGGGUUGUGCGGCAGACCAAGCGAAGCAGCUCCUGCAAGCGGCACACUGGCAGUUUGAGACUGCCCUCAGUGCCUUUUUUCAAGAAACAAAUAUCCCAUAUGGCCAUCAUCAUCAUCAAAUGAUGUGUACCCCCGCCAACACGCCGGCCACGCCCCCCAACUUCCCUGAUGCGCUGACCAUGUUCUCCCGGCUGAAAGCCUCCGAGAGCUUCGCCAGCAGCGCCGGCAGCCCCAUGGCUGUCUCCAUGGCGACCUCGCCGCCGCCCCCUCAGGCGGGCGGCUGGGGCGCGGCGCCCGGCGCGCCCAACGCGCCGCAGCCGCAGCAGGGACUCUGGACUCCGCCCCCCACGCAGCCCUGCCCGCCCCCCUGGCCGGUGGGCGUCGCCCCGCACGCGGGCACCGAGCAGAAGGCCAGCGUCGCCAUGGAGGCGGAGAGAUGAAGGACUGGAAACGGCCCCCCGCCUCACUGUUGUCAUGGCGACGGUGAGAGGUGGGGGGGGGG
Molecule: messenger RNA, 1152 nt
Organism: Xiphophorus maculatus (southern platyfish)
Lineage: Eukaryota; Metazoa; Chordata; Actinopteri; Cyprinodontiformes; Poeciliidae
Gene: ubald1a
Product: UBA-like domain-containing protein 1
Exons: 3
Coding region: 602-1090 (162 amino acids)
Molecular function (GO): protein binding
Source: RefSeq, a predicted model, not a curated record